GCCGGGCCAUUUUAUGCUGCUAGGAUGGUUACAGUGACUGCGGAUCAGGCAGGGCUUCCUAAGGGAUCAGGAUCUCCUACGCUUUAGCUUCAAAACCCCUCCCCAGCCUUCCCCUCCAUGCAGUGGCAGCUCCAGAGCAGCAAUGGGGACUGCACAGGUGCCCUGAGCAGAGGACCAGCUGAGCCCAGGGCUUCCGGAACAAGGGAGAGCAUGGGGAAGCUGCCAGAACUCCUGGGAGGAAAAUUCCCUAGUGAUCUGGUGGCUGUUUCCCACCACAUACUGUGACCCUCAGGCAGAUGUCUGGGGGUGGGGGGAGAAGCAGAAUAGCAGCGAUGGUAUAGGAGCAGCCUAAUCGUCUCCUCUGGGUUUCGGUGGGGGCUGAAGUAGCAGUGGUGCCUUGCCAAGGCCUCCAUUAGGUUGGGCACACCCAGGUCUCCCUGCUAUAGCACGAAAGGAGCCUGCAGUGUCUGUCGCCUGGUUUCCCUUGGAACGAAGAGGAAGUAGAGAUUUGCCACUGAAAAUGAGAUCAUGCACCAGGACCUUGUCCCACUCUGUGCUGCUGACAUCCAGGAGCAGCUAAGGAAGCGCUUUGCCUACCUGUCUGGUGGACGGGGGCAGGACGGAAGCCCAGUCAUCACCUUCCCCGACUACCCCACCUUCAGCGAGGUCCCGGACAAGGAGUUCCAGAAUGUCAUGACCUAUCUCACCAGCAUCCCCAGCCUGCAAGAUGCUGGCAUCGGAUUCAUCCUGGUCAUCGACAGGAGGCAGGACAAAUGGACCUCCGUGAAGGCGUCGGUCCUGAGAAUAGCAGCAUCUUUCCCGGCAAACCUGCAGCUGGUCCUCGUCCUUCGCCCAACAGGAUUCUUCCAGAGGACCCUCUCAGACAUCGCCUUCAGGUUCCACAGAGAUGACUUUAAGAUGAAGGUGCCGGUCAUAAUGCUGAGCUCAGUGCCAGAACUACACAGCUACAUCGACAAGUCGCAGCUGACCGAGGACCUUGGGGGGACCCUGGACUACUGCCACUCACGCUGGCUGUGCCACCGCACGGCAAUCGAGAGCUUUGCAUUGAUGGUGAAGCAGACGGCCCAGAUGCUGCAGUCCUUUGGGACCGAGCUGGCUGAGACUGAGCUGCCAAACGACGUCCCAUCCACCAGUUUGGUGCUGAGUGCACACACAGAGAAGAAGGACAAAGCCAAGGAGGAUCUGCGGCUGGUGCUCCAGGAGGGGCAGGGCAUUCUCGAGAGCCUCCAGGACCCACCAGCCGAGAGCACAGCACAGGGCGUGAACCAGGACCAGCUGGACAGCCAGGCCACCGUGCAGAGGCUCCUGGCACAACUGCAUGAGACGGAGGCUGCCUUCGACGAAUUCUGGGCCAAACACCAGCAGAAGCUGCAGCAGUGCCUGCGCCUGCGCCACUUUGAGCAGGGCUUCCGCGAGGUCAAAACUGCCUUGGAUACAGUGUCCCAGAAGAUAGCGACUUUCACGGACGUCGGAAACAGCCUGGCACAUGUGGAGCACCUGCUGAAGGACCUGGCCAGCUUCGAGGAGAAGUCCAGUGUGGCUGUGGAGAGAGCCCGUGCCCUGGCACUGGAGGGCGAGGGGCUCAUCGACAACAAGCACUAUGCUGUGGACUCCAUCCGUCCCAAGUGCGAGGAGCUGCGACACCUCUGUGACCAGUUCUCCUCGGAGGUCAGCAGGAGGCGGGGGCUGCUCAGCAAAGCCCUGGAGCUGCACAACCUUCUGGAGACAUCCAUGAAGUGGUGCGACGAGGGCAUCUAUCUGCUGGCCUCACAGCCUGUGGACAAGUGCCAGUCCCAGGAUGGUGCUGAGGCAGCUCUGCAGGAGAUCGAGAAGUUCCUGGAGACUGGUGCAGAGCACAAGAUCCAGGAGCUCAGUGAAAUCUACAAGGAAUAUGAAUCCAUUCUCAACCCGCACCUCAUGGAGCACGUGCAGAAGGUCUUCCAGAAGCAGGAGAGCAUGCAGGAGAUGUUCCACCGCCGGCAGGCAAGCCUCAAGAAGCUGGCAGCCAAGCAGAUGCGGCCCGUACAGCCGGUGGCCCCCAGGCCGGAAGUGCUCACAAAGUCAUCCUGCCCAUCCCCAGGGGGUUGGCGUGGACCUGAGAACUCCGGCUCUGAGGGCAGCACACUGCGGCGGGGACCCUACCGAAGGGCCAAGAGUGAAGCGAGUGAGAGCCGGCAGGGCCGGGGCAGCUCCAUGGGGGACGAGGAGGAGAACCUGGCCAUCCUGCGCAGGCAUGUGAUGAAUGAGCUCCUGGACACAGAACGGGCCUACGUGGAGGAGCUGCUCUGCGUCCUGGAGGGCUAUGCUGCUGAGAUGGACAACCCUCUGAUGGCCCAUCUCAUCUCUACGGGCCUGCAUAGCAAGAAGGGCGUGCUGUUCGGGAACAUGGAGGAGAUCUACCACUUCCACAACAGGAUCUUCCUUCGGGAGCUGGAGAACUGCAUAGACUGCCCGGAGCUGGUGGGACGCUGCUUCCUGGAGCGGAUGGAGGACUUCCAGAUCUACGAGAAGUACUGCCAGAACAAGCCACGCUCCGAGAGCCUGUGGAGACAGUGCUCCGACUGCCCCUUCUUCCAGGAGUGCCAGCGGAAGCUGGACCACAAGCUGAGCCUGGACUCCUACCUGUUGAAGCCAGUACAGAGGAUCACCAAGUACCAGCUGCUGCUCAAGGAAAUGCUGAAGUACAGCCGAAACUGCGAGGGGGCUGAGGACCUGCAGGAGGCACUCAGCUCCAUCCUGGGCAUCCUCAAGGCUGUGAAUGACUCCAUGCACCUCAUCGCCAUCACUGGCUAUGACGGCAACCUGGGUGACCUGGGCAAGCUGCUGAUGCAGGGUUCGUUCAGCGUGUGGACGGACCACAAGAAGGGCCACACCAAGGUGAAAGAGCUGGCACGGUUCAAGCCCAUGCAGCGGCAUCUCUUCCUGCAUGAGAAGGCUGUGCUCUUCUGCAAGAAGAGGGAGGAGAGCGGGGAAGGCUACGAGAAGGCACCGUCCUACAGCUACAAGCAGUCCCUGAAUAUGGCCGCCGUUGGCAUCACGGAGAACGUAAAGGGUGAUGCCAAGAAGUUUGAGAUCUGGUAUAACUCUCGGGAGGAGGUGUACAUCAUCCAGGCACCAACUCCCGAAAUCAAAGCUGCGUGGGUGAGUGAGAUCCGCAAAGUGCUGACCAGCCAGCUGCAGGCCUGCCGGGAGGCCAGCCAGCACCGGGCCCUGGAACACUCGCACAGCCUGCCUCUGCCCACGCCGGCCAGCACCAGUCCCUCAAGAGGAAACACAAGAAACGUUAAAAACCUGGAGGAGAGGAAGACAGCCCCCCUGAACCUGGAGGGAUACGUGAGCGCCUCCUUGUCCAAGCCCCACGAGAAGGGCAAAGAUGACUUGGUCUCUAGCUCUGCCUCUGAGAGCUCAGCGCUGUCCAGAAAGCGCUUCACCCUGCAGGGCUUUGCCAACCUCAAAGGGCAGAAAGCUUCUCCUACCAGUCCUGACAAAAAAGCUAAGCGGCACGAAGUAAAGAGCGACCCGACUCCCUUUGGUUUGCGAGGCUGGAGCAAAACAUCCCAGUCCCUAGAGGCCCCCGAGGAUGACGGUGGCUGGUCCAGUGCAGAGGAGCCCAUCAACUCAUCCGAUGCUGAGGAAGAUGGUAGUGUGGGCCCCAAAAAGCUGGUCCCUGGUAAAUACACUGUCGUGAUGGACGAGGAGAAGGGGGAUCCCAACACCCUCAACGUGAGGAGUGGGGACGUGGUGGAGGUGGUGGAGGAGGGCGCCGAAGGGCUCUGGUUCGUUCGGGACCUGACCCACGGGCAGGAGGCCUGGGUGCCGGCCAGCAGCCUCUGCGCACUCCUGGGCAAGUCUCGCUCGGCCCAGUGUCUGAGCAGCUCAGAGUCGAGCCCAGGGUCCGCCGUGUUGAGCAACUCCUCGAGCUGCAGCGAGGGCUGCCCCGCGCCCUUCGACCUCCAGGCCUAGCGACCACCAGGCGGGGCGGUGCGUGCCCUGGGGUGUCCUGUGGCUAGUGUGGGGCGAGGCGGCCGCGCCAUGGGGCCCAGCGAGGAGGAUGCGGGCGCCCGUCAAUGGAGAGGCCUCGCGCACCCGGCCCGCCGCCCUCUCCCCAUUUCCUGCCGCGUCGACAGGCCAGCAGCCUGUGGGUAGCUUGGGACUCUUUUAUAAGUUCCUGAUUUUUUAAAAUAAGGUCAGUCCCUUGGCCAUUUGGUGGUACCUUGGUUUCAGAUCUUUACCAAGAAUCACUGUGUUUACAUGAAAUGACAAUUUGAUACUGUAUUUGAUAGAAAACUAUUUUUUGUUACUGGGGCUUACAUCAAGCACGUCGUUUAUACCACUACACGGCUUGGGGAACGCUCAGCCUGCACUCCUGAGGUGCCCCUGCAGUGGGCAACAGGGACCUGGCACCUGCUCUGGCUAGGUGACAGCUCUGUACCCAAAGGCAGCCAGAGACCAAGGAGGUCCUUCCACCUGCACAUGUUUCAUUUUCACAGGAAAACUUAAGCUAUAAUUUAAAAUGUUAACCUUCUUUUUUACAAAAAAAAAAGGGUGGGUUAUCAAUGUUUUUAAAGAGCUUCACUAAGUAAGGGUAUUUUUAUUGUUUUUAAAGAAAAAGUGUGAGAACACAAUUCCCACAGGGUCGCUGCACUCGGCCACAGGCUCGCUGCGCCACUGCCCAUCCCACCGGGGUGGGCAGGACCUUGGUGCCUCUCCCGGGCACCUGCCCGCUCUGAUGGGAGGUCCACCUCCAGGUGCUGGGUGGGAGUUGCCAGGGCAGAUCUGGAUGUGGGCGGGAGUCUCCUUUAUCCAAAUCGAGGCAGAACUGGGAUGAAGCUCUUCUGUUUCUUUCCUUUUCUGUGCGUCUAGAAACCAAUUCUCUUCUUUCGAUUCCCUUUCCGUGCCCAGCAGGGCAGAUAUUUUUGUAUGUGUGUAUAUAUGUUCACCUGUGUACAUAUGAUCUGAUGUAAAGGACGUAUUUAUGUCUCAAGCUGCUGAACAGUGUCACUUUACAGUCCUCUCCUUGUUCCUUCACCCUACUGGCACUGACCCUGGGGUCGAGGCCAUGCACCCUCCCGAUCCACGGGUGCAGAGCCAUCGCUGGCCAGACCCCAGCAAAUCAUAACAGACACGUGGACACUCGGUGGCCUUCUCCCCGGGUACACAGAUUCCGAAAGCGACUCGGAACACAGUUGCCCAGAUCCAUUGUUUAGGCGGAGCUCCUACCGUCUCCUCAGGAGCCUGCCCACCUGUGGUCUCUUCCUCAUAACAGCACUUUAAAAUGUCACCUUUUAUUCACUGUUUUGUUUUUUUUUUUUACUUCUGAUGUAAGUGAAAUUUAAAAAUCCAAGUUCUUAUCUGUAUGGAUGAAGUCUGAAUAAAUGUCAGCACCUCUUA
This is a messenger RNA of Cavia porcellus (domestic guinea pig), 5412 nucleotides long. It is a transcript of the gene Mcf2l, whose product is annotated as MCF.2 cell line derived transforming sequence like. Gene Ontology annotation, biological process: intracellular signal transduction; positive regulation of Rho protein signal transduction. NCBI's taxonomy places the organism in Eukaryota, Metazoa, Chordata, Mammalia, Rodentia, Caviidae. Gene Ontology annotation, cellular component: cytoplasm. Gene Ontology annotation, molecular function: guanyl-nucleotide exchange factor activity; protein binding. The coding region runs from base 529 to 3984 and encodes 1151 amino acids. The record is from RefSeq and is a predicted model, not a curated record. The transcript is spliced from 32 exons.